Capra hircus (goat) is the source of this 1991-nucleotide messenger RNA. It is a transcript of the gene TCTE1, whose product is annotated as t-complex-associated-testis-expressed 1. Gene Ontology annotation, molecular function: protein binding. Bases 374 to 1900 code for a protein of 508 amino acids. Gene Ontology annotation, biological process: flagellated sperm motility. The transcript has 4 exons. NCBI's taxonomy places the organism in Eukaryota, Metazoa, Chordata, Mammalia, Artiodactyla, Bovidae. The record is from RefSeq and is a predicted model, not a curated record. Gene Ontology annotation, cellular component: sperm flagellum.
CUGCUGCUUGCUACAGCUUCGUGUGUCGCAGAAAGCUAUGCCUCUUUGGAUGCAUUAUUUUAGUCACUCUUCCCAAUCAUCUUAUUGGUAACUGCUAUCCUCAUUUCACAGGGGAAGCAUCUGAAACUCAAAAAGCUUCAAUAACCAGCCCAAGGCCACCCAGCUGGUGGGGUUUGCACCUGGACCUGCUCUAGUCCAGAGACUGCCCCUUCAGAACCACCCUGUGCUAUGUCUGUUGGUAAAUGCCCACUGAAACCUCCCAAAAUAACAACUCUCCCUGCUCCUCUUUCUCCAGGUUCCCGCCAGCGCCCAGGAUCUGCCUGUCUGAGAAGCUCCCUGUCACGAGGCCAUCAAGAAGGGGCCAGCUGUCCCUAUGUUGCCAGCCCCCAGCAUGCAGGAGACCCAGACAAUAGAGUCACCGUCGAUCCCCAGCCGGUCCUCAACCUCCACCCAGGACCGGUCUUCCACUGCGGGCCAAACUUCGAGCACAGCCCCACAGCCCUCAAAGCCUACCCCGAUUAUCCCACCCCUGGCCAAGUCCACGGGCCCAGGCUCUGGGUCUGUGGUCCGGCGGAUGCGCAGGAUCAUCGCUGAGGAUGCUGAGUGGUCGCUGGCCAUCGUGCCCCUCCUCACAGAGCUCUGCAUUCAGCACAUUGUCAAGAACUUCCAGAACAACCCCAUCCUGAAGCAGCUGCUCCCAGAGCAUCAGAAGAAGGUCCUGAACCACCUGUCUCCUGACCUGCCACUGGCUGUGACCGCCAACCUGAUAGAUGAUGAGAGCUACUGGCGCCGCUGCUGCACGCAGCGGUGGCCCGUGUGUCACGUGGACAAUCAUGGCGGCAGCUGGAAGCGCAUGUUCUUUGAGCUGCACCUGGAGAACCUGCUGAAACACUUCAUCCCGAACACCACCGACCCUGCAGUGAUCCUCAACCUGCUGCCGCUCUGCAGGAACUACGUGCGCGCCAUCCGGGUGGAUCAGUUCCUUCCCCCCGUGCAGCUCCCGGCCCCGCCCCGCGGCGGCGAUCAAUCCGAUUCUGGCAGCGAAGGGGAGAUGGAGGAACCGGCCAUGGACCACUACCAACUGGACAACCUGGUGGCUGGCCUGAGCCAUCUGGAGGAGCUGGACCUGGUAUACGGUGUGAAGGACUGUGGCAUGAACUUCGAGUGGAACCUCUUCCUCUUCACUUACCGCGACUGCCACUCCCUGGCAGCCACCGUCAAGGCCUGCCACACCCUCAAGAUCUUCAGGCUGACCCGAAGCAAGGUGGAUGAUGACAAGGCGCGCAUCCUAAUCCGCAGCCUCCUGGACCACCCGGCCCUGGAGGAGCUGGACCUAUCCCACAACCUCAUCGGGGACCGGGGUGCGCGCGCCGCCGCCAAGCUGCUGAGCCACAGCCGCCUGCGCGUGCUCAACCUCGCCAACAACCAGGUGCGUGCGCCCGGCGCCCAUUCGCUGGCUCACGCCCUGGGGCACAACAGUAACCUCAUCUCCCUCAACCUGCGCCUCAACUGCAUUGAGGAUGAGGGCGGCCAGGCGCUCGCCCACGCCCUGCAUACCAACAAGUGCCUCACCACACUGCACCUCGGGGGCAAUGAGCUGUCCGAGCCCACCGCGACCCUCCUGUCCCAAGUGCUCACCAUCAACACCACGCUCACCAGCAUCAACCUGUCCUGCAACCACAUCGGGCUGGAUGGUGGGAAGCAGCUCCUGGAAGGCAUGUCAGACAACAAGACCCUGCUGGAGUUUGAUUUGCGCCUGUCAGACAUCGCCCAGGAGAGCGAGUACCUCAUCGGCCAGGCCCUCUGUGCCAACCGUGAAGCAGCCCGCCAGCGGGCCCUGAAUCCCAGCCACCUCAUGUCCCCAGUCACUGCCAAGGGCCCUGAGAGCCCUGUGGGAUAAGAUGGGAACAGGGCUGGGGCAGUGGCCAGACCUGGGUCACUGCCCCAGCCCCAACCCUCAUUUCAUGCCCCUGCCAUGCCUGCUCUUGAGG